Molecule: messenger RNA, 666 nt
Organism: Cygnus olor (mute swan)
Lineage: Eukaryota; Metazoa; Chordata; Aves; Anseriformes; Anatidae
Product: olfactory receptor 14I1-like
Exons: 2
Coding region: 1-666 (221 amino acids)
Biological process (GO): G protein-coupled receptor signaling pathway
Cellular component (GO): membrane
Molecular function (GO): G protein-coupled receptor activity
Source: RefSeq, a predicted model, not a curated record
AUGCCCAACAGCAGCUCUGUGACUGAGUUCCUCCUGCUGGCAUUCGCAGACACGCGGGAGCUGCAGCUCCUGCACUUCGGGCUCUUCCUAGGCAUCUACCUGGCUGCCCUCCUGGGCAACGGCCUCAUCCUCACUGCCGUAGCCUGCGACCACCGCCUCCACACCCCCAUGUACUUCUUCCUCCUCAACCUCGCCCUCCUCGACCUUGGAUCCAUCUCCACCACUCUCCCCAAAGCCAUGGCCAAUUCCCUCUGGGAUACCAGGGCCAUUUCCUAUCAAGGGUGUGCUACCCAAGUCCUCUUUUUAGUCUUCUUGGUUGGAGCAGAGUAUUGCCUUCUCACCGUCAUGGCCUACGACCGCUACGUUGCCAUCUGCAAGCCCCUGAUCUUUAGGGCAGUGCUGAGGAUGCCCUCUGAGCAGGGCCAGCAAAAAGCCUUUUCCAUGUGUCUCCCUCACCUGGCCGUCAUCUCUCUGACUGUCAUCACUGCCAUGGUUGCCUACCUGAAGCCCCCCUCCAUCUCCUCCCUAUCCCUGGACUUGGUGGUGUCAUUUUUAUACUCUGUGUUGCCUCCAAUAGUGAACCCCCUCAUCUACAGCAUGAGAAACAAGGAGCUUAAGGAUGCCUUGUGGAAACUCUUUGGACACCUGCUUCUUCAGCAUCCAUAA